Phycomyces blakesleeanus NRRL 1555(-) is the source of this 927-nucleotide messenger RNA. RefSeq lists its product as hypothetical. NCBI's taxonomy places the organism in Eukaryota, Fungi, Mucoromycota, Mucoromycetes, Mucorales, Phycomycetaceae. The transcript has a single exon. Bases 1 to 927 code for a protein of 308 amino acids. The record is from RefSeq and is a predicted model, not a curated record.
AUGGCUUCCUUAUUCCAUAAGCCUGUCCACUCUCACACACACGCUUACACUCAUGAGCAUAAACUACCUUCUAUUAGCCAUCUCUUGACUCUGUCGCCUAGGCCAGAGCUAAACCAAAGACUAUCUCCAGAACAUCAUCAAAUUCCCUCCAUUUCUUCACUCACCUUACCAUUCCGCCCAGUCUCUCCACCUUGCGAAGACACCUUACCUCCACUCCAAGGUGACGACCCACCCCAACGACUAGUACGCUCUUUACAAUCUCAAGCUCAAGAUCAAUCUAUUCAGGCUGGUCCUGUUGAAUCCCCCACAAUCACACCUGCUCAGAGUCCAGUAUCUCAACCACCGGCUCUCAAACGUCGCCGAGGUAGGCCACCUAACCUACGUGAGCCAAUAUGGGAAGGUGGCUGGGUAUUCUUAGCCCCAACUGUGUGGGAGGUCAAUCCUGGACGCCCAACAUCCGCAUCUAUAUCUAAAUUGACACCCACACAUCCACUUCUACAUACUUAUUCACAUUCACAUUCACAUUCACAUUCACAUACACCAACACCAAUUCAUACACCAACCCAUACACCUAUACCAAAACCAGCACCAGCACCAGCACCAGCACCAGCACCAGCACCAGCACACACAUUGACAUCGACAUUAAUACCGACGACACAAAUAUCAAAAUCACCAUCAAAAUCACCAUCACCAUCAAAAUCACAACCACAACCACAAAUACAAGCUUCUUUCACAUCGGAUCACCCUGAUCUUCAUAUUCCUCGCAAGAAACGGGGGCGCAAACCAAAGCAUCACAUCGUUGGACAUUCAUGCUUUGUCUGGAAAGAACUUACUUCGACCCGAGCUAUAAAACCAAAAAAAGUUUGUUCGUCUGUACCAAAUAAUCUUCGACUGAUACGAAAAGCACCUGAACAAGCAGUCGAAUAA